Eleginops maclovinus (Patagonian blennie) is the source of this 4284-nucleotide messenger RNA. RefSeq names its product zinc finger DHHC-type palmitoyltransferase 7 (gene zdhhc7). The coding region runs from base 273 to 1256 and encodes 327 amino acids. The transcript is spliced from 8 exons. The record is from RefSeq and is a predicted model, not a curated record. Gene Ontology annotation, molecular function: protein-cysteine S-palmitoyltransferase activity. Gene Ontology annotation, cellular component: endoplasmic reticulum; Golgi apparatus. Gene Ontology annotation, biological process: peptidyl-L-cysteine S-palmitoylation; protein targeting to membrane. Lineage: Eukaryota; Metazoa; Chordata; Actinopteri; Perciformes; Eleginopidae.
CCGGAAGCAGCGUCGUUACUGGUCACCGACUGUCAGUCAGCCCGUUGUUAGAGCGAUAUGUUGCUGCUGUUGCGGGCACGGCCGCGUUAAAACUGCACAUUAUCUCAAACGGGACUUCAAGAUGUAUUAAGACGGCGUUCCCACCACAAUAAAUUAACAGUAUUAAGGUGUCAGCCUCCACGCCAGGCUUCAUAUGUACAUUAUCCUGAAUGCUGCUCCAGGAGGUGAACAAUAAAUCAUGUUCUUGUGAGGAGAGAAAAUAAAAGUGCAGGAUGCAGUCUUCAAACCACCGGCUGCGGGAUAUGGAGCAGCACCACCCGCUGCUGUCGGCAGGUGCAGAUGUGGAGGCAGGGAGUCUGGCAGCUGGGGUGAUGGUUGGGGGUCCCCACACUGGCCCCGCCGGGGGGAACCGUACACUGUGGUUCAUCCAGGACAGCUGUGGGAUGGUGUGUGCAGGCAUGACCUGGUUCCUGGUGCUGUACGCUGAAUUUGUGGUGAACUUUGUCAUGUUGCUGCCCAGCAAGAACUUCUGGUACUCGCUGCUGAACGGCGCCACCUUCAACUCCCUGGCUGUGCUCGCCUUGGCCUCACAUCUGCGCACCAUGUUGACAGACCCGGGUGCGGUUCCUAAGGGCAACGCCACCAAGGAGUACAUGGAGAGCUUACAGCUGAAGCCUGGCGAGGUCAUCUACAAGUGCCCAAAGUGUUGCAGCAUCAAGCCUGAGAGGGCACACCACUGCAGUAUUUGUAAAAGAUGUAUCCGGAAGAUGGAUCACCACUGUCCCUGGGUCAAUAACUGCGUGGGAGAAAAGAAUCAGAGAUUCUUUGUACUUUUCACUAUGUACAUAUCAUUGAUUUCUGCCCAUGCCCUGGGCCUCAGUGGGAUGCACUUCUUCACCUGUAUUAAAGUCCAGUGGAACGAGUGCAGUUCCUUCUCUCCAGGGGCGUCUGUGCUUCUGCUGAUCUUCCUCUGCCUCGAAGCAAUCCUCUUCCUCACUUUUACUGCUGUGAUGUUUGGAACGCAGCUCCACUCCAUCUGCAACGACGAGACGAGGCGUUUGAAUGUCUUGCAGGAGAUUGAACGUCUUAAAAAUGAGAAGCCCACGUGGGAGCGUCGCAUGAGAUGGGACGGGAUGCGAGCUGUGUUUGGGGGGUCGCCCUCCCUGCUGUGGUGCAAUCCUUUCACAGGCCUGCGUCUGAGGCGCCUUUUGCUGUUGACCUACGGCCGCCGCGGCGGGUCUGAGUUCUCUGUCUGAGAGCAGCGCAGACUGAGCUCACUAACACCGUCUCUCAAGCAAGAUUUGUUGCCUUCAACAGCCAUGGCUAGGAUGGACCUUUGCUCCCGGAGGCUGUAUUUUGUUGGUGAAAGGGAGACGUGCUGCUCCUCCAGUGGGACCCCGGUCAUUCACAAACCAUGACUGAAAGUUUGUAUUAUCACUCUAACAUGCUGAUGUGUAACCAAAUCCUUGGGUCUGCACGAGUAUUCUGAACAACUGGAAUAUUGUUUCUACCAUGAGCAAAAGUUUUGGUUUGUUUUUAGGUAAAGCAUGCAGUAUGUACCUCAAGUGAGUCUUUUAUUCCUUGUGAGACAUCCAAGGUGAACUCAACUCAUGCACCCUCAGUACACGACUUCAGCAGCUUUUUUUUUUGCAGUGCACAUAAGAUUCAAGAUUAGUGUUUGAAUCGGCAACAUAUCUUUCAUCAUCACUGGAUGCAGACAAGUGGAUAUCAAUGGGGAAAUGUUUGAAACCCUUCUAGUGGACCCAGACAAGGGAAUCAAAGUCAAGGACAUUCAAAAACAUGAGAAAUACUCGAUGUGGAGCACAGUGGACAUCAGAAAUUGAACUGUGCUGCCUUGAUUUGCAUGUAAAACAGCUCAAUCAGUCAGCAUCUCAGCCAGGAAAUGAGACUUUCACUCUCUUCAACUCAAUGAACAGGCUACUCUAAACACAAGCCUCAUUCUUAUUCAAGACUGAAUGGCUUCUCCUGUCUGGUUUGUUUUAUUCAUUGGAAAGGAAUUGUUGCUUCUCAUGCCUGUAGAAAAAAAAAGAAGUUAAUUUCUUUUAAAAAGGCUGAUUUUCCAUUUCUUCAUUUCAGUACAGUGAACACAUCAGUUGUUGAUCAUCGUGACAAUCUGAAUCUUCAUUCGGACAGAAAUCAAAGUUUUGUUAACUGUCAGUGAAACCCCCCAGACCACUGCAAUGCCUGCCUGUGUUUUUAUAAAGACGUGAUUCAGUUUGAUCCACGUUGGCUGCUGAAAAGACUAAAUGUCAUGACGUUUUAAUUGUUUUGCUAAUACAUAGUUUUUUCUAAACUCUGAAAGCUACUUCUGUGUAAAGUAGAAAAACUUCAUAGCAUUUAAACUCUGAAAAACAGCAUUACACACCAUCGAGACGGGGCCAAGAUACAGAAAACGUGGCGUUGCAUGCUACUUGGUCACUGUGUUGUCCGACAUUAAGAGAAGGAGAACGUAAAUCACUAGCACAGCCUCCUUUGGCUCUUUGUGAGCUCACUCUGAUUUGCAGAGCCAGGCUCCUUUGUGCAGUCAGCCAGUGUUAGAAAGGAUUUUACUGAAAGAAUCUGAGGCACCAGGCUCAUUGUCCGAGCUCUAACACUGAACAAAGUCUGGCGGAGCUCAGCAGAUGCUUGCAAGGACUUUCCCGCUACACUCCAGAAAUAUCUGGCCUGUACAUCGGACAGUAGAAGAAAUACUCCCAAUUGUUAUUAGAACACUUAUCCAUGGUUUUAAAAGCAUACAGUAAUGUGAGUGUGUCCGCUUGAAAGCUUUCGUCAUUAUUGCCAUAUUCAUGAACGUCUUUUCAUUUUGUGACAAACAAUUUGUAAUUCUGCAUUACUAAUGGGCCUGUUUGCACUGGAUGAAUGUGUCUUUUUGAAUCUAGACUCCAGGCUCCCGUUGAUUGGCUGGUGUUGUGGUGUCACAUACAGAUUCUCAAAGUCUCAUUUUUUAUGGCAUGUUGGACAAAACCCUGCUGUUUGUUCUGACCUGUGGUUGUCAGGAGAAGGAACUCCACUGUUUACACUAAAUUGUGAUAUCUGAUGUGCUAUGGCGUCUAUGUUUUAAGCAAUGUGCUGUCAUUAGAAUGUAAAACAUAUCUAUUUUGGGACUAAGGGACACAGCACUGAAGCUAAACGAUAUCAGGGGAUGUGAUUAACGCUGGCCUCUCAGUUUUUGCAUCACCUCAGCAACAGCUUUCCAAUUAAAUGUUGGGGGAAAUAUCACUUUUCUUUUCAUGUCAUACUUUUUCAGCAUAGUUCAUUCAGUAAGUCUCUUAUCCUAACAUGCUCAAUACAUUGUAUGAUUAUCAGGUGCAAAAAAUAAGGAAGUUUCUGCCAAACAUACAGCAUAUCCAUAAAUAUACACAUGUGAAACUGCAAUGAACAGGAAAAGCUGUCAUGCUGUUUACUUUGCCAGAUGCACAGUGUAAUCAAGCAACAGUUGUUAUUAGUUGUAGGUAUUGAUGGCAAACAUGACAUCCAUAAGAAGAGCAUAAUACAACACAUGACAUUGGAAUAUGAUUCAAUAUCUGAAGCAGGACUUGAGGUAACAGAGGCGAGACUAAUACACUGUUAAACUUUUAAUGAUAUGUGUAGGAAGUAGCAGAACAUCAGCGCUAAUGAUGGAUUGUGUUGGCUGUGUAUGAAUAUUUGAUGUUGACUGGUUAAAUGUGGGUAAGCUUGGUUGAUCUAUAAAAGUAUUUCACAAUAGGAUGGUCCUGUUUCAUGGCUGAACUCAGAUGCUGUAAUUAUAAAAUCUUUAAUGGGUGUCACCUUACAGGGUAUGUAGUUUUACAUUCAAUCAAGACUUUUUAAAUUCUGGUAAAUGUAUUUUCUCCUCCUUCUGCUGUUUGACUCAUUGAAAUACAAUCAACAUGUGGAGUGGGGUUUUUUCGACAAUGUACAAAAAUAUGAAACUGAUGACACAAUCCUGUCAAUGGUGUUACUAACUCUAGUUUGCCGUAGAUUUGCGCAGAAAAUGUGGAACUUUUGUCAUUGAAUAUUCUUAACAUGAUGUUCAAUCACAGAAUUAUCAUUUAAAUUGCCAUGAACAGUUGAGAAAGAUGAUGUUUCCUACUUUCCGGGGAGAAGGUAUCCUCAAGAACAAAAAUCCUUCAGCUUUAUAAACAGAGUAUAAAGGUUACUAUUAACAAUAUAUAAAUGGAAUGUUUUACUCAAGUUUUUUUUUUAUUAAUGUGUCAUAAUCUUUAAUGUCUUAUAUCUUUAAUGUCAUUCUUUUACAUAAUAAACUUGAUUAAAUUAAAGCUA